Molecule: messenger RNA, 402 nt
Organism: Aspergillus puulaauensis
Lineage: Eukaryota; Fungi; Ascomycota; Eurotiomycetes; Eurotiales; Aspergillaceae
Gene: HNT1
Product: HIT family protein
Exons: 6
Coding region: 1-402 (133 amino acids)
Biological process (GO): nucleotide metabolic process
Molecular function (GO): catalytic activity
Source: RefSeq, a predicted model, not a curated record
AUGGCUGCCUGUAUUUUCUGCAGAAUCAUCAAGGGAGAAAUCCCAUCCUUCAAGCUCUUCGAAAGCGACAAGGUCUUCGCUUUCCUUGACAUCCAGCCCCUCAGCCGCGGACAUGCGUUGGUGAUUCCCAAGUAUCACGGUGCAAAGCUCACCGACAUCCCCGACGAAGAUCUUACAGAAAUCCUGCCCGUCGCUAAGAAGAUCGCGGCCGCAACCGGUGCUACCGAUUUCAAUAUCCUCCAGAACAACGGCCGUAUAGCCCACCAGGUUGUUGAUCAUGUUCACUUCCACAUGAUCCCCAAGCCCAACGAGCCUGAAGGUCUCGGAAUUGGAUGGCCUGCUCAGGCUGCGGACAUGGAUAAGCUCAAGGAGUACUACGAGUCUCUGAAGUCUAAGAUCUAA